CUCAAUCUCAUCAUCAUCUUUAAAGACCGCCAUUUUUCAAUUUCAAAAUUUGCCCAUUUCGUUUCUCCCUCAAAACCAACCUUCUCCUCCAUCUUCAUUUCUUCACGCGCAGAGACACCGCCAUCAAUAACCCCAGCCAUUUUGAAGAUAAUAGAUAUGCCGGAAUCAAGAGACAGAUUGUCAAGACCCCUUGACAUUGCAGCAAUAUUUGCUCGUCGGCGAGCUAAUAUUUCUGGCAUUCUCGAUGACGAGUUAGAGUCAGCUUUAUUCGGACCCAUCGUAAGACGACAGACCUCUACCUCGACGAAUAACGGCAGUGGAAGGGGCCGUUUCGGGUCCCCAAGGACGAUUGGGCGCGGACGUGCACGCGGGCUUAAUCUUUACAGGUCCUCCGCUACGGGUUUGGAAAAUACUCCGCCAGGAACGACACGGCGGGGGAGGGGGCGACGCUCACGGAGUCUUCUACCUUCUUGGCACCCAAGAACUCCUCUGCGAGACAUCACUGCGGUUACGAGGGCAAUCCAGAGGAGGAGAGAACGCUUGGGAGAUAACGAGGGCCAGCAAACUGAGAGUCCAAAUCCUUCAGAUCAGUUGCUCUCUGAUCCUUCUAUUAUAGUGUCUAGUCCUCAACUCGAGCUUGGCACAUCAGUGAACUCUUCAAGUGCAGUUGUCGGUGUUAAACUCCAAACACCUUCUGCCGGUAAAGCGCCAAUGAUUUUACUUGAUAUUACAACAAGCAAGUCAGAAGGAGAAUCGGAACUUCUAACGCCUCAGAAGCAACUUCUAAACUCUAUUGACAAAGUUGAGGAAGUUGUUAGGGAGGAAUUACAGAAAUUUAGGAGAACGCCUACAGCAAAAAAGGCAGAGAGGGAAAAAAGAGUUCGUACAUUGAUGUCCAUGCGCUGAUUUUUGAAGCAUAUAACACUUGCAUUUGGAGUUAGGACUGCUUAGAUAUCUGAGAUCGGAACAGAAGGACAGCGAACCUCUGGUGCGAUCAAUCAUUAUCUGAUGAUAUCCUCCAGUUAGUUGUUUCAGAAGCUGAAAUUUGGUUCCCAGUUUGCUUGUAUCAGUUACUUUUGAAGCCUGGUUUAUUAGGUGUUAAAGAACUUUACUCUUACUUUUAGCGGAACGUCCUGAGCAGGACAAGUAAGCAUGUUGAUGUGUACUGGAGAUUAUUUGAUUUAAGGAUAGUGCAUCCCUUGUGCAUACUAGUUAUAGUGGCAGUUUCAACUGUUGAACUCAUGGAUAUUAUAUUCCUCCUAUUGGUUACCAAGUAUUAUGACGGCAAAAUUAUACA
Prosopis cineraria is the source of this 1297-nucleotide messenger RNA. RefSeq names its product protein POLYCHOME. The transcript is spliced from 3 exons. Gene Ontology annotation, cellular component: nucleus. Gene Ontology annotation, biological process: negative regulation of ubiquitin protein ligase activity; regulation of nuclear division. The record is from RefSeq and is a predicted model, not a curated record. Bases 157 to 906 code for a protein of 249 amino acids. NCBI's taxonomy places the organism in Eukaryota, Viridiplantae, Streptophyta, Magnoliopsida, Fabales, Fabaceae.